AUGCUCUUCAAGAAUAACAAAGUAUCCCAUUCACCAUCAUGGGAGCUUCUUUCUCUAGUGACUCACCAUCUAGACCUUAAAACCCUAGCUAUUGCUUCUUGUGUGUCCAAAUCAUGGUUGGAUUCCUUCUCCUCUGAGGAUAUUUGGCAGCCCAUAUGUUCUGCUGAACACCCUUCUGCAUAUAGCCUUAAAGACAUAGACCCGACUGUUCCUUAUCACCGCCUAUAUGUUAUUGCCUACACGGCGGCAUCCAAGCUACAGCUGCGAAAGCCAGUAAAACCCCAUCUGUCCCUCAAUGACCUCCUCUUCAUCGUUAGCUUUGUUCCAGACGCAGAAGACUUGUUUUCCAAGGAGAUUCCACUACCGGAAUGUUGCUCAAAUAUUGUCACUUCCAGCAGCAUUGUUGCUGAGAUAAAGCUAGGAUUUUGCAAGGAGAAUGUUGGUGAUGAGGAUAGCAAGGAUGACAGCAAGUUCAGAAAAGGAAAGUUGAGUGUGGCUAUAAUGAAUACACAAGAUUUGAGGUACUAA
Dovyalis caffra is the source of this 528-nucleotide messenger RNA. The record is from the annotation of a GenBank genome assembly. Lineage: Eukaryota; Viridiplantae; Streptophyta; Magnoliopsida; Malpighiales; Salicaceae.